Polyodon spathula (Mississippi paddlefish) is the source of this 1274-nucleotide messenger RNA. RefSeq names its product deubiquitinase DESI2-like. Bases 1 to 591 code for a protein of 196 amino acids. Gene Ontology annotation, molecular function: deubiquitinase activity. Gene Ontology annotation, biological process: protein deubiquitination. Lineage: Eukaryota; Metazoa; Chordata; Actinopteri; Acipenseriformes; Polyodontidae. The record is from RefSeq and is a predicted model, not a curated record. The transcript is spliced from 5 exons.
AUGGCCAGUGAACCUGUGAUCCUCAACGUGUAUGACAUGUACUGGAUAAACGAAUACACCUCCACGCUGGGGAUCGGAGUCUUCCAUUCAGGGAUUGAGAUCUACGGGAGAGAGUUUGCUUAUGGAGGACACCCCUACCCCUUCAGCGGGAUCUUCGAGAUCACUCCAGGGAACGCCACUGAGCUCGGAGAGACCUUCAAAUUCAAAGAGGCGAUCGCGCUCGGGACCACAGACUUCGCUGAGGAGGAUGUGGAUAAGAUCAUGGAGGAGCUUGGGAAGGAGUUCAAAGGCGACGCCUACCAUCUGAUGCACAAGAACUGCAACCACUUCUCCUCGGCCCUGUCUGAGCUCCUGUGUGGGAGGGAGAACCCUCGCUGGGUCAACCGGCUGGCCUACUUCAGCUCCUGCAUCCCCUUCCUCCAGAGCUGCCUGCCCAAGGAGUGGCUCACCCCGGCUGCCCUGCAGAGCCACAUCAGCCUAGGCCUGCACAAACAGGAUGCAAGCGAGUCCAGCGACGAUGACACCCCCUCCGCAGCAGGGGGCGCUGCAGGACCCAGAUCCUCACACAGCUGCAAGCACACGCAGGUCUGAGCCUCUGCCACCAGCAGCAAUCACGCACAGCAGCCAGCCAGCAGGGCGGUGCCACUGGGGUCUGCAGUACGGUGUGCCUGUGUGUGUGAGGACUGUACUGAUGAAAAGGAUUGACAAGCCCACGUAUGAUAUGAACCCUGAUCUCCUGGCUCCUGGGCCCUUGGCCAACAACAGGUUAACAACCUUGAAGGAGCAAUACCUCAGUAGGGAGACACAUUCUGCAGAAAUCAAUGAAUGGAACUACUGGUUCUUUACAAAGCCAUUCCCACCAUGUCCUGGGAGCUGCGGUGUGGUGUAGUGUUCGCUGAAUCUAACAUAUGCUCCUUUACUUAGAGGCAUUAUUGUAGUUUAAUGGGAACUGGGGACUGUCUGAAUUAAAUUAAGUGUUCAAUAGCCAUCAGGUACAAGGAAGUUAGUGCGUUUCAAGUCUUACGCAUUGCACAUCUUCAUAAAUAGGGGUUCAACUUUUUUUUCUUCCAUAUUUCUACCCCUGAAUGGAAUUUUUCUACAAAAAUGAAAUUAAUGGUAUUGUUGCAAUUAUUAAUCAAGUUAUUUUAAAUCUUGUCAUGGAUCCUUUUUCUAAUAGAAAAGGAAAGUGAUUUUCUAAUCAGUAUUAAAUGGAAGUAUAAUUGCAAUUUGAAGUGCUCACCCGGUUUCCUUCUUGUGUAUUUUUAUGUGUGAAA